UACGAAAAAUGUUGUUGAAAUACGUUAAACCAUUGGUGGAGCAACAGGUGAGAUAUAUCUCAUCUGCCUCGACAGCUGUCACAAGGCUGCAUCGUUCCAUUUAUGCUCGCCAGUAUCCAACUGUUGUUGUUUUGCCGGAUGGAUCCACAAUUAACAUUCGCUAUCAGGAGCCAAGGAAGAUCAUUAAGCUCCCCUUGGAUUUAAGCACCUUAACUGAAGCUGAACGUAAGGCUCGCUUGGAGGCACGUAAACCACGUAGAAAGAUAAAUGUUGUUGAAGAAGUCGAAGAUAAUUUCAAUGCUAAGAAAUACAUGAAAUAUAUUAAGAAGAAGUAAUAGGCUAA
Molecule: messenger RNA, 343 nt
Organism: Musca vetustissima
Lineage: Eukaryota; Metazoa; Arthropoda; Insecta; Diptera; Muscidae
Gene: mRpL55
Product: large ribosomal subunit protein mL55
Exons: 2
Coding region: 9-335 (108 amino acids)
Biological process (GO): translation
Cellular component (GO): mitochondrial large ribosomal subunit
Molecular function (GO): structural constituent of ribosome
Source: RefSeq, a predicted model, not a curated record